Trachemys scripta elegans is the source of this 3977-nucleotide messenger RNA. It is a transcript of the gene ADAP1, whose product is annotated as ArfGAP with dual PH domains 1. Gene Ontology annotation, molecular function: phosphatidylinositol bisphosphate binding; GTPase activator activity. Gene Ontology annotation, biological process: positive regulation of GTPase activity. Gene Ontology annotation, cellular component: plasma membrane; intracellular membrane-bounded organelle. The record is from RefSeq and is a predicted model, not a curated record. NCBI's taxonomy places the organism in Eukaryota, Metazoa, Chordata, Testudines, Emydidae.
CAGGAGCGGGCCCGGCUCGGGUCUCCAGUGAAAGGCAGACGGUUCCCCGCCGCCGCGGGAGGAAUGCGGAACCAGCCCUGUGCGAAGAGCUGCGGCUGCUGCCCGGGCUGGAGGCUGCUCAGAGCCCAGUGAGGAGGAUGGGGAAGCGGGAGCCCUAAGCGCCCUGCUGCUGCCCAGGGGGUCCGCCUUGCCCGUCUGAGCCGGGGCCAAAUGAAGCAGCCCCCGGCGGCGAGGUAGCCGUUCCAGCGCCCCCAGCCCAGCCCCAUGAAGCUCAUCUAGCAGAGGAGGAGGAGAGAAGCCAGAGCCGAGCCCUGCUCACUCGCACCGUCCCCAUGGCGAAGGACAAGCCCAGGAAGGCUUUGCAGGAGCUGCUCCAGAGACCGGGCAACCAGCUGUGCGCGGACUGCUCUGCACCUGUUUAUGGCUGCAAAUGGAAACAACGUAGCAAAAGCAAGAUAUGAAUCUAAAAUACCACCAUUUUAUUACAAGCCAACAUUUCCUGACUGUCAACUGCUACGAGAACAGUGGAUCAGAGCCAAAUAUGAAAGAAAAGAAUUCAUUUACACUGAGAAGCAAGAGCCUUAUUCUGCAGGGUACAGAGAAGGGCUUCUCUGGAAGAGAGGACGUGACAAUGGGCAGUUCUUAAGCAGAAAAUUUGUGUUAUCGGAACGGGAAGGCGCUCUGAAGUACUUCAACAAAAAUGAUGCAAAAGAACCCAAAGCAAUUAUGAAGAUUGAACAUUUAAAUGCGACUUUCCAACCUUCAAAAAUAGGGAACCCACAUGGACUACAAAUCACUUACUUGAAGGACAACAGCACAAGGAAUAUCUUUGUCUAUCAUGAAGAUGGCAAGGAAACAGUGGAUUGGUUCAAUGCCAUCCGUGCAGCACGGUUCCAUUAUUUACAAGUGGCGUUCCCUGGAGCUAGCGAUGUCGAUUUGGUGCCAAAGCUUUCUAGGAACUACUUGAAGGAAGGUUACAUGGAAAAAACUGGGCCAAAGCAAACAGAAGGUUUCAAGAAGCGAUGGUUCACCAUGGACGACCGAAGGUUGAUGUAUUUCAAAGAUCCUCUGGAUGCCUUUGCUAGAGGGGAAGUAUUUAUUGGGAGCAAGGAAAACAGCUACAAGGUCCUGGAAGGACUCCCACCAUCCACCCAGGGAAAUCACUGGCAGUAUGGGAUAACCAUUGUGACCCCAGACAGAAAAUUUCUCUUUGCUUGUGAGACAGAAAGUGAUCAGCAAGAAUGGAUUACAGCUUUUCAGAAAGUCAUAAGCAGGCCGAUGCUGCCUCAGGAAUAUGCAGUGGAAGCCCAUUUCAAGCAUAAACCUUAGCUGGGACUGUCGGAGCAGACCCAAGGAAUGAGAUUAUGUUUACAACACAAGAUGGUUUUAUUUGAAAUGUUUAAAAAUAAUAAAAGAAAAUUAGAAAAACGUCCUUCACUUAAUCCUGUUGGAAGCCAAGAAGUCAGCAGCAAACAUCACAUAGAAGUUGCUGAGCCAUAGCAAAAACAAACCUUGCACUUCUCUAGGUAGGCGCUGUGGGGCUCUUGUUUACAGCACCACCUAAUGCUCGUCCAUAGGCUACACUUCCAUGUGCCGCCAUUUUGUGUAUCUCACUACAUUAGGUAAAGAAAUACCACAAAUACCUGAGCACGUUGUCAACAUUGUAGACUCUGAAUGAUGUGCACCAGGAUGCCCCUGGUCUGUGCUAACUUGUAAUAAUAACACAACCCCGUCCAGAGUGGUCCAGAAUACUUUGUGAAACAAAUUUGGCUGUUUUCCCUAAGUAGCAUUUUCACAGGGUAUUGAUGAUUGACUUGAAAAUAUUAAUGGCACAUCCCAAAGAUAUGGUGUGCUUGACAGUCUGUAAACAUGGUCAAUGGCUAGAAACAACUGAUGCAAAACAUCCUGUGGAAUAUGGAAAUGAGCAAUUUAGCUCUUGAUGAGAAGGGAAGAAAAAGCGCUUCAUGUUGUAUCUCAUAUAUAUAGACCUCUUCAAAAAACAGUUAUACGAAUGACGACUGGGUUUUGGCUACCUGCCCUUUAUCUUCUGUAAUGAUUCAAUAGUUUAGAUCAGGAAUGGUUCUAAUUUGAUCCUAGUUUUUCAGAUCUGAACUUUCCCAACAUUCUGGAGAGUCUGGACCUGGUAUUGUCACAGGGGCAAAUUUGUGAAGUUCUCAUCCGACUCUGAAGUCUCUCAAAGUUCACAUGUCUGGCCUUGCUCUCAGCCUCUAGUUUAGACCCAUUAGUCUUUGGGAUACCUUCUCCUGGCAGGGCCAGGGUAUUCGAAUUCAACAGGGUUUUCCCUGAUGAACUCACUGUCCCAACUUUCUUUUUACGAAGCAUUUUCUCAUCUCCCAAGAGAUCAUUAAGUCCUAACAGAAUAUAGAGCACAAGCUUAAAACCCAUUGUCUUUAAGUGAAGGAAUGAUGAACUAUAACCAGAAAGGGGAGUUUGAAGUUAGCAAUGACGCGUCGGAAAGCAGUGUAAUAUGCUCUGUGGUGCGGAUGAUGCAAAUGCUUUAAAAAGCAAGUAACAUAAAUAUUGCUUUUAGGUGCUUAAAUUAAGGGUCUCAAUGGUAAAUUGCCUCUGUGUUAUUCCAUACAGACCGUGUAUACUGGACAGGGUCUCAGAUGCUUCUUUUUUUAUUCUGUUUGGUGGUGAAGUGACUAAAUGUUUUGCUUUUGUUCAAAGUGUGGUGAUGAGGAAAUGAUUUGCCAAGAAAUUUUAUUGACUCCAAAGGCUUUGGGGAGCAUUCUCCUCACACCAUAGUGUGGCUUACUGUUGCAUGAAGUAUCAUGCCAAGCAAAGAGCUUUCACUGACAUCCAGGAUGCUGACGCCAGGGCUUGUCUACACUACCGGCCGGAUCGGCGGGCAGUGAUUGAUCCAGUGGGGGUCGAUUUAUCGUGUCUAGUCUAGCCACGAUAAAUCGACCGCCGAGCGCUCUCCUGUUAACUCUGGUACUCCACCAGGGCGAGAGACACAGGCGGAGUCGACGGGAGAGCGUCAGCCAUUGAUUUACCGCAGGGAAGACACCGCGUUAAGUAGAUCUAAGUACAUUGACUUCAGCUACAUUAUUCACAUAGCUGAAGUUGCGUAACUUAGAUCGAUUUCCCUCCCCCUCUCCCGCCCUGUGUAGACCAGGUCUGAGGCAGAGGUAUGCAGCGUACCUUGGAGAAAUGAACUUAGCCCACACUUUGAACAGAAUCCAUUUAAGACUUGAUCCUGCAUCCCUUGCACAAUGUCAGCGCCAAUGGACUCCAAUGGGGGGCGGGUAAGGAAUGCAGGAUUGGGGGUAUAUUUAGGGCAUGAUUUAAAGUGUGACUCGGUGCAGAUGUGCAUGCCACUUGCACAGAUCAUUCCUUCAAACAAUUCCUUCUGUAUUGCCAGUGCCUGUCCGUGACUUUAACAUGCUAUCUCGGCAUUUCUUCAGUUGUGGAGAGGCUGAGCUGAAUGAGGUACUAGCCAAAACAAAGGGCUCUAUUCAUAGCAGAUCCAGCCAGAUGGCUUUACAGUGCAUUGCAGAAGCACACAAUGGCCAUGCCUUGAAGAAUAUUGCAUGUGCACUUCCUCGGAAGCUCAGCCAAAAUGGCAUUUGAAAUAGCUCGGCUUCCGUGGUCUUGUGAUGUGUAAAUGUUGCUUAUGACUCAUUCUCAAACUAUCAUAAAGGUGAAUUUAUAAAUAAAUUAAUGUAAUGUAAGUGACCGUCACACCUUGUAAGUCAUGCUAACUUGAUGUAGGCUAGUUUCAAAUGGGAUUUUAAAAAGAAAUCCGUGGGGUUGGCCUCAUUAGCUGCUUAUCAAAGUGCACAUCCAGGAAGUGCCCGUGACUGACAAAGGAAUGUCCGCUCAGAGAAAUCACACAAUGACUGUGGCAUGUCCCCGUAGGAACACUGUAGGCCUACACAAGAGUGGCGCCAGGGUUUUUGCUGCCCUAGGCAGCAGCGCUCCUCCUCAGAGCAUUCGGCGGUGGGGGUCCU